Molecule: messenger RNA, 1749 nt
Organism: Aureococcus anophagefferens
Lineage: Eukaryota; Pelagophyceae; Pelagomonadales; Pelagomonadaceae
Exons: 2
Coding region: 1-1749 (582 amino acids)
Molecular function (GO): zinc ion binding
Source: RefSeq, a predicted model, not a curated record
AUGGCGUCGCUCCUGGCGGCGAACGCGCUGGAGAACUUCGAGGAGCUCGGCGCGAGCGACGACGACUCGGAGAGCGACGACGGGGCGCCGCGGUGCCGCAUCUGCUACGAGACGGGCGGCGUGCUCCUGCGGCCCUGCGCCUGCGACGGGUCCAUGGCCUUCGUCCACGGCGCGUGCCUCGGGCGGUGGCUCGCCGCGCAGGCGCCCACGGGCGUGUCGCGGACCUGCGACGUCUGCCGGAGCCCGUGGCGGGUCGUCUCGGAGCCGACGGUCGGCCGCUUCGUCCGGUCCCUCGUCUUCGGCGGCCGGGGCGCGGACGCCGUCGCGCGGCUGCUCCGCCACGUGAGCGAGCCGCGGCACGUGCGCGUGCACUGGGAGGGCGACGACGACGACGACGACGACGACGACGACGACGACUUCGACGACGACGAGGGAGACGACGACGACGACUUCGCGCCGCGCGGCGCGGCCUGGGAGGCGGCGGCGCUCGGCCUCGCCGGGCUUUUUGCCGCACGGCGGCCUCGUCACGCGCCAACGACGCCGACCAUGACCGAUCCCGACCCGUCGGAACUUCCGUUUCAAGAGAGGCGGGAAAUUGUAUCACAGGGGCGAUGGGUUAGAUCCGCGGACGCACCGCUCGAGGUGCCGCCGCUCGUCGCGGAGGUCCCGGAGGUCCAGGACGAGGAGGACGAGGAGGCCGAGGAGUUCGUCGAGCCCGCCGCCGAGGCGCCCGCGACGCCGCAGGAGGCCGAGUCGCGCGAGGACGGCCAGGGCGCCGAGGAGGAGGCGUUGAUGGAGGAGAUCGGCGUCGAGGAGUCCAAGGAGGAGCCGCCGGGCGUCUCGGCCGACGAGCCGCGCGAGCUCGCCGCCGAGGCGCCCGGGACGCCGCCGCGGAGCGUGCUGCUGCUGCCGCCGACGAUGUUUACGCCGCGCGUCCAGGAGGCGUCGACGACGGCGACGGUGCCGACGGUCGUCGCGCAGAACCUCGUCUCGGCGUGGACGCCGCGGUCGCCGUCGGUCGUCGCGUCCGAGGCCGAGCGGACGAUCUGCGCCGCCGUCGCCUCCGCGCCGCCGCACUACCGCCAGAUGCACACGCGCGAGGUGCUCGCGAAGGUCCCCGGCCACCACCGGCCGCUCCGGGACUGGACGAACGUGCCGCGCGCGGACGCGGGCAAGCCCCGCGGCACGUCCGUCGUCACCGCGCUCGACUCGGGGUCGCUCACCAACACGGGCGCCUUCGAGGGCGACUCGCCGCGGUCCGAGACGCUCCGCCGCUUCGAGGAGGCCGAGGCCGCGGCCGAGGCCGCGGCCGCGGCGACCGCGGAGGCCGCCGCGGCCGAGGCCGCCGACGCGGCGGCGGCCGCCGCCGCCGCCGACGCGGCCAACGCCGCCGAGGCGACCGCGACCGCGGAGGCCGCCGCGGCCGACGCCGCGGCCGAGGCCGGCGUCGAGGCCGCCGAGCCCAAGUCGGCCGCCGAGGCCGCGCCCGAGGCCGCGCCCGAGCCGGCCGCCGCGCCGCUCCAGGUCGUCGAGGAGGUCGUCGCGCCGCCGCCGCCCGCGAACGUGGCCACGCGGGCGGAGUCGGACGUGGCGCCGGAAGCGCCGGACGCUACGGCGCCGCCGCCGCCGCCGCUGCCGCGGCACUCGGCGCCGCGCCGCGGCCUGCGCAGCAAGAUUGGCCGGGCCAAAACCCGCGGCGACGCGGAGGACGGCCCGGACUUCGACGCGCUCAUGAAGAAGUUCUUCUAG